This is a messenger RNA of Cladocopium goreaui, 1987 nucleotides long. The record is from the annotation of a GenBank genome assembly. NCBI's taxonomy places the organism in Eukaryota, Dinophyceae, Suessiales, Symbiodiniaceae.
AUGAGGCAAGCUUCGCAUUGUGCCAUGGCAAGCGCAAAGCGUCGGAGAUACAGUUGGCCUUGGAAGAUUCUCGUCCUGACCUUGGCGCUGGUAUGUUUCAGUCAGGGCGGCACCAGCUGGGUAGCACCCAGAAAGGAAUCUCCAGUUGCAGGGCUUCGGUCACCCCGAUCCACUCGGGUGCUCCGACGCAGUUGGAACAUUGGACCUUUGGGACCGGUGGAAAGUGCUGAAGCGUUUCGCAUUUAUUAUCUUCCCUUUGUGGAACCACUGGACAUUGAUGGGACCAUCCUAGAUCAGCUGUUUGGUGGUUGGCUUGGACCUUUUGCUCCUUUACUGGUGGGUGCCAUCGUUUUUUGGAUUCAAGGGCAGAUUUACGCUGUGCGAAGAGAACAGGAAGGGCGAGUUCUUGGUUCAGCGGCCAAAGCAGUUGGUGAUGCAGCUGCAGCAACUGCCAGUGGUGCCGCUCAGAGUUUGACGGAGAAACUCCAACGUGUCCCAGCAGAGCAAUGGCUGAAGUUAUUCCUAUGCCUUGCUUUGGAUUUGGCAGGUGAUGCCACGUUUCUGUUGCCGGGUCUGGGCGAAGUCGGUGACGUGGCCUUCGCUCCGUUCGAGGCCUUGGCGCUGCGGACUUUGUUCGGUGGCACCGUGAUCUCCGUGCUGGGCUUCGCCGAGGAAGCGCUGCCCUUCACCGAUGCGUUGCCCACGGCCACCACCGGAUGGGUCCUGCAGACGCUCUUCAGUGACUCGCCCUUGGCGAAAUUCUUGGGGAUCCAACCCUUGCCCAAUCCUGAGACAGCGACAACAGUGACAACCAAAGAGAAAGGCUUCUAUGCAACAAUCCAUGGUCUUGGCCAUGAGCCAGUUUCCGCAGAGGAUGUUCCUUUUGCUUCACUCGUGGCUGAAUCGUCGGAUCCGGUGCCAGCUGAAGGAUUCCCUCAGUUAAAGCAGGUCAUGGCACUAGCCCAAACUCGAGUGCAAACCAAGGUGGGAGAGGCCCCAUAUUUCAUCAUUGCUGUGGCCGUUGGUGGUUUCACUGUGUCACUGCUGAGCAUUUGUAUCUCCUUAAUCUUCGUGAAGGGAGUAGCUCAGGACGCAAAUCGCGAUCGGCUGCCAAGUGCAUCCGCCCUAUUGGCACAGCGCCUCCGGGCCAUGGGAAUUGGACAACCCAAGUCUCCCUGGCCCCAUCGCACUUACAACAGCUAUCAGCCGCACAUGGACAAGGUCGGCUCUACCCUGUGGGGCUUUGGCGAGCAGACACGGGGAGAUUCCCUAGAUCGGGUCCAGAUUAUGGUGCCAAGCCCUUUGGAGGGCGGCAGGGUAGGUCUGAACCUUUCCGAGGACGAUUUGGUCGUGAACAAUUUUGGCGAUCCACGCGCUCAUGAGUUUGGAUUUCAGAUUGGAGACCGAAUCGUCCAGGUGAAUGCGAUUCCAGUUUUCCAGGAGUCAGACUUCAGAUUCGUCAUGAAGGAUGCUCUACGAAAGCAUGAAACCACUGGCGAGCCAAUCAUUUUUGAAGUCAUACGUGCAGUGCAGAAGCCCAUGGCAAUGCCACCUGCUGGAUACAGUGCCAUGAACGCCGUGAAUGGCAUGUAUCCAGCAUCGCCUGCCGUGAUGAAGACAAUGCUGCCGCAUGAAGACUUCGAGGCAGAUCAAUUCACCUACUUGGUGAGGAAAGCAGGGAACGUUUUGAGUUUUGAGCAAACAUUACCCAAUGGGCAGAAGGUGACUGGCAUGCUGCAGCCAGAAGAUUCACAAAGCCCUUGGUUGAGGAGCGAACUGACGUGCGCCCAGGGCCUCUUCGGUGAGCUCCGGAUCCAUUUCGAUCCGGAAGAACAGGUUUUGGUGUCGCAAGUUCGCCCUGCCGGACGUUUAAAAUGGGGUGAUGAAAGGGUGGCAAAACGCGUUGAAAGCUGAGCCCCAGAGCAAGGCAUGCUCCGAAGGUGCAGAGCAGCGCCAGGCCUCCCGGAGGGACUUGCUGACAAGGCGC